Messenger RNA from Saccostrea cuccullata (small rock oyster), 897 nucleotides. RefSeq lists its product as uncharacterized. The coding region runs from base 1 to 888 and encodes 295 amino acids. NCBI's taxonomy places the organism in Eukaryota, Metazoa, Mollusca, Bivalvia, Ostreida, Ostreidae. The record is from RefSeq and is a predicted model, not a curated record. The transcript has 3 exons.
AUGUCUGGAGAGAAGAAAACUGCUUAUGUAGAGAUGACAGAAAAGAAGAAAACUGCUCAUGUAGAGAGGUCAGAAGAGAAGAAAACUGCCCAUGAUGAGAUGUCAGAAGAGAAAAAAACUGCUCAUGAAGAGAUACCAGAGGAGAAGAAAACUGCUAGUGAUGAGAUGUCAGAAGAGAAGGAAACUGCUCAUGAUGAGAUGUCAGAAGAGAAGAAAACUACUCAUGAAGAGAUACCAGAAGAGAAAACAACCGCGUGUGAAGAGAAUUCAAGAGACAAAACAAUACCACAUGAGGAGAUAUCAGAGACAAAGUCACCAGUGUCUGUUAAUGAGUCAUUGGAAGAGACACCAGUAAGUGAUGAAUAUUUGUCAAAAUUCAAGUCAACGGCACGUGAUAAAAUGUUAGGGGUGAUGAACUCAACUUCUUGUGAUCAGCAAUUUUUCAAAGAAAGCGCAAAUAUAUAUGAUGAACAAUUGUCAGAGAUGUCACUACCGUGUAAAGAGGAGGGAGAGAAAGAAACUGCAUAUAUUGAAGAAUUAUUGGCACAGAAGGCAGCUUCACAUGAUGAAAAAUUGUUAGAAGAAUUGUCACCUGCAUAUGAAAAAGAUUUAACAGCAAAACCAUCAAGAGAUUGUGAUGAAGAUUUGUCAGCAUUGAUAUCACCAGCAUGUAAUGUAAAUUUGACAGGAGAAAGACUCUAUGUGUGUGAUGAAGCAGUUCUUGUACCAGUCAACCAAAAGCAAGAAGUCUCUAAGGAUCAGGAGAAAACAUUAAAGCCUUUGUUUGAUGAUGAUGAGGAGGAGGAGGAUGAUGGUUGGUUUGGUCCAAGAACACUUUUCUUUUUCCAUAUAGAUUAUUUCAAGGCUGCUGGAAAAGAUGUCUGCUAAAAAAGAGAA